CACACGUAAACGCGGAAGUGGCUUCUAUGCGUGCACCUGCCAUCAUUGUUGUUAGUCAGAUUUUUGCUCUUGCUAAUCGUAGAAGUUUGUGACAGUCACUUAUCUUCGGGAUGGCGGUUCCACCGCAGCUGAAAGCUAUUCAGCACCUUUUGAGAACAGCACAGGAACACGAUAAACGAGACCCCGUGAUCGCCUACUACUGUCGACUUCACGCCAUGCAGACGGGAAUGAAGCUAGAUAGCAAAACUCCAGAGUGCCGAAAGUUUCUUGUGAAAUUAAUGGAUCAAUUGGAAAUGAUGAAGAAGGAGCUCAGUGACAACGAAUCCAUCUCCCAAGAAGUAGUUGGCAAUGCCCAUGUUGAGAAUUACGCUGUGAAAAUGUUCCUCUAUGCAGACAAUGAAGAUCGAUCGGGACGUUUCCACAAGAAUAUGAUCAAGUCCUUCUACACUGCAAGCCUCCUGUUUGAUGUGUUGAGUGUCUUUGGCGAAUUAUCUGAAGAGAAUAUCCAGCAAACAAAGUAUGCAAAGUGGAAGGCAGCUUACAUCCACAACUGCCUGAAGAAUGGUGAGACUCCACAGGCUGGUCCGAUUGGAAUGGAAGAGGAAGCAUAUGAUGACGAAUUUGGUGCUGAGGGUGGUGGUCCAUCAAUAGCUCCUCAGGGUCCACCUCAAUUCCAGCCCUCUUUCCACGACCAUCCAACAAACCAACCCCCAACGUCCAAUUUCAGUAACAUUCUGAUACCUCCAGGGUCACAUGCCCCAGCCAAUACACCUGCAGAUAUUCCACCUCCAGAAGUACAGCCCGUCAAACCAGUGCCUGUUCCACGUGCCAUGCCAGCGGUCGACCCUUCUCUAUUAAACAAUACCCAAGAAGGUGAUGUGCGGCUUACACCAGAGGACUUUACUCGGGCUCAGAAAUACUGUAAAUACGCAGGCAGUGCACUGCAGUAUGAGGAUGUGGCCACUGCCAUCCAGAAUCUGCAGAAGGCCCUCAAGCUACUAACCACCGGCAAAGAAUGAGACCAUUGUGUGCCACCCCUCUAAACCCACUUAAUCAGUGAUCUGGCCUAGAGGAACUUAAAAAAGGCCAUUUCCCCAGCCUCUGCUGUAUCAAAAAGAGACAUCCCACAGGACACCCCCACAUCACGCAAUACAACAUCUGUUUCUGUCAUAUUGGAUGUCAAUAGUUGCUCAUUACUAACCAGAUUCAAUAAAGAUACAAAACUAAAAA
Xyrauchen texanus (razorback sucker) is the source of this 1230-nucleotide messenger RNA. RefSeq names its product vacuolar protein sorting-associated protein VTA1 homolog. NCBI's taxonomy places the organism in Eukaryota, Metazoa, Chordata, Actinopteri, Cypriniformes, Catostomidae. Gene Ontology annotation, cellular component: multivesicular body. The coding region runs from base 111 to 1019 and encodes 302 amino acids. Gene Ontology annotation, biological process: late endosome to vacuole transport via multivesicular body sorting pathway. The transcript has 8 exons. The record is from RefSeq and is a predicted model, not a curated record.